AUGAAUGACGAAACUCAAGAAUCCUGUGAUCGUGUUUUGCAUUCUGAUAACAGUUGCCGAGGGACUGAAAAGUCUCCAGUUUCUUAUAGACAAUCCAAGGACCCUCAAAAACGAGCUAAACUUAUUAAGCAGGCACUCAAGGAGAUCUUUAUCAAUCCUAUUCCUAGAACAAUCACUCAAGUUUCUAAAAGAUAUGACAUUCCUUACAAUACACUGAAAACCAGAGUGAAGAAGAGCGACAAAGUUGUGAUUAGCAAUUACAAACUGAGACAUAUUUUCACCGAUCAAUAUGAGUCUCUUUUAUGUGAUUAUCUCACCCUUAUGUAUAGAUGUGGAGUUUUAGUUUCCUACAGGGAGGUUUUAAGCUUAGUUAAUGACACAGUUGCCAUUCACUGCAAACGAUCAAACAUUGAGAAUCCUUUGAAUAGGGCUACUGGAACAAGAUUGGGCCGAAGAUGGUGGAAAGAGUUUUACCAACGGAUGAUCGAUUCCUGUCCAGUCCUUCAAACUGUGCAAGAAAAUGCUUACUCAUCUCACACAUUAUUCGGUCCACAAAGAAAAAUUCUCAACAAGCAUCAAUGGCUCAAAUCGUACACAGACUCAGUUACUAAUUCUGAACAAAAGCACUCACUUAUAUUUCAUGCCCAUGAAAUGCGGUUCAAACUAGGUGAGUUGGAAAACAAGGAGAAAGUUUGGACAUCUGAACUUGAAGAUUUAGAGAAUAAUGGCCAUAAUUUCAAGUUUUCUAAAAGUGAAAAUUUUGCUAUACUUGAAACUAUAAACACCGAAGGAAACAUAAGAAUUUCCCCUUUUGUAAUCACAGAACAAUCUGGACUACAAAAAAAUUUGGAUAUAUCUUUAGGCCAAUCGAAAUUUGACGAAGAAGAUCAAGCAAUGGAUAGUAUAAAUUCCUGGCAAUUUCAUUAUGCGAAGAAUGGGUGCCUUACACCCGAACUGUUCCUUAAGUAUUUGGCUUAUUUUCAUUCUCAGUUGAAACUAUCUUCAAACAAUAUGAUUGAUGAAAGCUACGUUAAGACUUUGGUUGUUAAUAUUGAUAGCAGUCUGAUUACGUUGGACACGGUUUUUCUUUUAAACGAAUUCAACAUUCAACUCAUGAUCUUACCUAGAGAUAUGGUGCAUUUAAAGUUGUCAAUUGACGAGGGGAUAUUUGGACCUUUAAUGCGUAUCAUGGACGGUGAAAUGACUAGACUUUUGGACACGGAGCAUACAAACCGUAUUACUAUUACAGAUUUCUUCCUUUAUUUUGUCAAGGUCAAGUUCAGAUUAACGACCUCUUUUAAAGUUCGUCAAGCUUUUCAGAAUCUUGGACUGGAUCCUCCAAACUACGAAGAGUUCAUUAAUAGCAUAGAUGAUAUGCACUCGUCUCACAGGGAAUUGAUUAAGAGUGAAAGCGGUCUUAGCCGGCCUGCAAGACGUAAAGUGAUGGAUACUUCUCGUGUGUUAUCAAACACAGAAAAUAAUUCAGAGUAUACCGAAAGCUUACUAUCGGAGAGUGGAACGCCAAUUCAAAAUAUCCCCGUUACAGCAAAUGAUCGGAACAAACAGGAUAAACAGGAAGCGGCAGAUGAUGAAGAUGAUUCCAGUGACAUUAGCUAUUUCGAAGAAUUGGAGGAGGAAUCUGAGGAUUUCGAGUCAGAUAGUGAGAACUACACACAACGGUUCCUGAACGCCGACCCCGAAGUUAAACUUGACGAAUUUGAUGAUACGAACACUGAUAUUAUAGAGCAGAUUCAUGAGCUAAGAAAAAACAAGAACAAGCUGACGGAAAUUAUUCUUCAGCAUUCUGGUGUAGCCUCCAUCAUUACAAAUAUUAACACCCUAGAUUCGCUGCUACAACGACAUUUUUCUCAGAUGGAUGUCCUACUUCAGAACUAUCGACUUAAAAUAGAACAGCAGCUUUUAAAUCCCAGGGGUGAUUCCAGAAAACGUGCUAGAAGGACAUAA
Molecule: messenger RNA, 1965 nt
Organism: Komagataella phaffii GS115
Lineage: Eukaryota; Fungi; Ascomycota; Pichiomycetes; Pichiales; Pichiaceae
Exons: 1
Coding region: 1-1965 (654 amino acids)
Molecular function (GO): nucleic acid binding
Source: RefSeq, a predicted model, not a curated record